AAAAGUUGUAUAAAUUUAUUUAUAUAUUCAACAAAUAUAGGAUGAUACAUAAGCGGCAGUCGUUGUUAAAUUUUCCGCUGCUAUUGCUAAAAUUAAAUAUGUUUAAGCAGCAACACCUAAAAACAACAAAAGCAACACCUCAAUUCUCAAACAAAAUGAGUGCACAUCGAGAAAUUACAAUAGCGUACUUAAUAAAUUGAAAACUUGAAGAAUAGUUUAAAAAUAUUAAUUCAAAAUCAAAAUUAUAUCAAACAUAAAACUACGAAAGUUUGUUGAUUAUUAUAUAAAUAUUAAUUGGUUACAAAUUUAUUGAGUUAAAAUUUUUUCAGUGCCUUGCUGCAUUUUUGUUUGUUGUUUCUAUUGGAAUCUUUGCAUUCGCUUUAUUGUUUUUAAUGUGUAUACGUUUGUAUUUUGGCUUCUUGUAUUUCCUGCUCUAUCACUGCUCUCCUUUGGUUCUCUCUGCCACUCCUCCACCACUCCCUCCCUUGCGUAUAAUUUUUUGUCGCACGUGUCGGAUAUGAUUUUUUGUUUUUGUUUUUUGGCAGAAAAAUGUUGGCGUUAUUUUAAUUAAUUUAAUUAUGCAUUUAAUCAACAAUCACAGUUUUGUUGGCUAGCAAAAUAAACAAACGUCUUAAUUUACAUUUAUUUAAGGCUUUUAAUUAUGACGUGUAGUUUUAAUUAUCGGCAUUUGGGAAACACAUUCUUUUAAUUUAAUUAGCAAUUAGUUGAUUAAUUACUAGUUUAUUUUAAAUAUAAUAAAUAAAGACAUCUGUUUUUGUUUUCUUUUUUUUUUUUAGCCUUUAAACUUGCGAUCUUUCUGGUCGUUAAAUCAACGAAUUUUGUUUAAACUUUGGAUUCUCAUUUGUUUUUAUAGCAAAAGCAAUGACGUAUUUUGUUAAGCAUUAAUUUCUGUUACCAUUUUAUUUAUUUAUAAAUAUUUAGAGGUUUGUAAUACAAAUACUGACUUGUGAGUCACUUUGGCUCUUAUAAGAUAUAGCCAAAGAGUAGAAUGAAAGAGAGUGGUGUUGAAUUAAGAGCUUUAAAGAGUUGCUUUUUAAGCCUAGCCCAAACAGCUGUUUGUUGUGCCUAUUUUUUGUUUUUGCCUUUAUCCUUUGUUGUUACACUGAGAUCCUUGUCAAAAGUUGUUUAUAUUAAGGAAAAACAAGAGAGAUGGCUGGUUGGGAAGGGUGCUGUUGAAGGAGAAAGCGAAAAGGGAUGCAAAGAGAAAGGGACAGGUAGCUAGCUCUGGCCUCCACAAAUUUAAGUAUAUGUUUUUGUUGUCAAACUAUACUUUUAUUUCGCAUUUUUCUUUUAUUUGCUUGUAUUUGUAUUUGUUUCUGUUCACUUCAAUAAAUGGCAAUGUCAUGCGCGGACGCACAAUACUCAUACAUAUGUACAAAUAUAUGUACAUAGAUAUUUGGUACGGUAGUGACUCUGAAAGAUAGAUUACAAAACGUAAUAGUCUUUAUACCAACUAAAUUCGUAAUAAAAUAUAAUAUAUGUAUUUUAGGAGCCAUAGUAAAAAUCGGAAAAACCUUUUGACAAUUCAAUAAUGAAUAUGACUCUAAUAAAUAUAAUUUACGUUCUUCUUUUAAAUGUUUACUGUACCUUGUGAGAACAAGCUUGUUUACGACGCUUUGACUUUGCUUUGGCUUUUUUUUCGCUUUGCCGGCUCUCUCUCUAGCUCUCUCGAUCUCGCAUACAAUGGAAGCUUUGUGUGAUUUUCGCCACAGUGAGAAAGAGAGUGAAGGAAGGGAAGGAGUAUUGUUGUUGUUGGGCGUAAGGUGGUGUGUGUGUUGGUGGGGUCGGUUUUUCAAUUGCUGUUGCCGCCGCUUUGCUUCAUUCGUUUGCCUGCUCGCGUGCUUUACGGUUCGAGAUUAACAAGAAAAAUCUUGUAAAAAACUUUAAAAACUUAUAUAUAUUUCACUACAUUUUACAAUAAAUUUAAAAAUAAAUACCAAAACUUAUAUUAAUAUGCUUUAAAACGAUUUUAAAAAUAUAUAAAUACAUUUUUUUUUGCGUGCGAUAAUAAAACUGCGGGAACGCCUUGUAUGGAAUCUGAAUCAAUACAAAAUAAAGAUAAAUACAAAAUAUAUUUAAAAAGCAAAAUAAUUUAAAACGGACCAUAAAAAUAAAAAAAAAAACUGUGUGUGUUUGUGUCAUGUCCACAGAUAAUCCCACACAGUUGCUGACCACCCGCGAUUUGAGCCAACUACGUGGCCAUUUGCAAUCCGGCGUAGCGGUGGCCUCCACGACCACAUCUGUGGUGGCAGCGCCGACAGUUGCUGCCGCCCAUGGAUAUCGCACUAUUGCACCACCGCCACCAACAUCUGCCAACAAUAGCAGUAGCAGCAGCAGUAGCACCACCGGCACCACAGCAACAUCAUCAUCAUCAUCAUCAGCAGCAGCAGCAACGCCACCUGUAAUAACACCAGUUAUAUCCACAAGCAAUAUCAACAUGCCGGCAAGUGCCUCAAAAUAUGUAUUUCUGCAACACAAUCACAAUGGUGGCUUUACGGCAUACGAUGGAUCUGCUGCAAGUACGACGGCCACCGGAGGCGUUGGUUCCACAGGUGGCGGCAAUAUAGUGCUCCUUGCUACCGAGCCACUAGAAAUUGGAACCGGUGAAGCUUUGGUUAAUGUACGAACCUCUGAAGAUGAUGGAGAAUUGCGACCGUUGUCCUGGCUAAACGAUAGAGAUCUAAUUAAGGGCAUUGUGACUACGACAGCCGGACAGGCUGGAAAACGUAGACCAGCUGUGGCCAUUAAGACAACGGAUGGUGAAGCAGUAUCAGGAUCAGUUGCUACCAAUGGUAAUCUGUGUAUAGUCAGUGAUUUGAUAGAAGAGCUACCCACAAAUCUUAGUGAAACCAGUGAACAGGAGGCAGGCGGUGGAUCAGUCAAUGGGUCAGCUGUGUACAGCACCACCACAGUGCACAAAGGAGCCAGUGGCACCACCACCGUGGUGGAGUACAAAGCCAGCAAAGCCAAUCAACAGCAGCAACAGCAGACGACCUAUUUGCCAACUCCGACAAGAACCACAAUGGUCGGUCAUAGCUAUAUGCCGGUGGUGGUUAGCAGUGCCGCCAAUCAACCUUUACUCUCACCCGCCAAACAGCAGCUACAGCAACAGAUUUAUGUGACCAGCAAUGGGAGUACAACCGCAGGCGGAGGAACCACAGUCGUCAGUGGUGGAGCCAUUUUCAAGGCAACCAGCCAGGCUCUAUGCUCACCAAGUACCAGCAGCAGUAGCAGUAGCAACACCACCACCCACCAUCCGCACAAAAAAUAUCUUCGCGAAAAGAUGCACGUUCAGAUGGAUCAUAGUAGUCAUGUGGCUUCAACGGUUACGGUGGUCAGUUCGCCGGCUUCCUCGAACAAUUCCUCGAUAAGCAGUUCCAAUUCAGGAUCUGUAUCAGGUUCCGGAUCCUCGACAGCGGCUGUAAAUGGUGGUAAUAGCCCAGUGCCCAAGGCCAGCAGUUUUAGCACUGUCUUCGAGGCGGUCAACUAUGCCACAUCGACAGCCGGCAGUAACAGUAGCAGCAAUAGCACACCAAGCAGCCAAACGAUAAUCCAUGGCCAGGAUCAACCGGCUGUGGUUACCACAACGACUUUGAUUAGUGCCGGAUCCCUGCCUCCUGGUUAUAGCUUUGUUAAUCACGUAGCCAGUACGCCGCAUGUCAUUUCCACACCAGCCAAUGUGGCCUCACCGGAGACACCACCUGGAGCAGCAUUGUUGCCUGGAACAUAUUAUACCACUAGCACCACUGCAGCGGGUACAACCACAACGACUUUACAGCCACGUAGUCUGCAGUUAUCCGUUUCCCCGCCGCCGCCACAAAAUCUGACAUCAACGAGUCAACUGCACAAUGGAUCAGUGGGGGGAGGAGCAGGAGGCGGUGGUACUGCAGGGUCCGGUGGAGGAGGUGGAGUUAACCUGCGAAGUCCUAAUAGUUACACUAGCUACGACAACGAAGAUUCACUGAAAGAAUUCGAUCUGAUGGCCAGUUCACGGAUACAUACAAGCACCCCCCAAUAUUCGGUAUCUAAAAACGGUGCCAAUGGUUAUGGCAAUGGCAAUAGCAACGUAAAUGGUGGAGGAGCUGGUUCCAUUACGCCACAAAAACAAAAGCAUCCCAAUAACGUGCCAUACGAUCCGCAAGUGCAUACCGAUAGCAAGCCGCCAUAUAGCUUUAGUUCCUUGAUCUUCAUGGCCAUUGAGGGUUCAAAUGAGAAGGCACUGCCUGUGAAAGAGAUCUAUGCGUGGAUUGUCCAACACUUUCCAUACUUUAAGACGGCGCCCAAUGGUUGGAAGAAUAGUGUACGUCACAAUCUCUCGCUGAACAAGAGUUUUGUUAAGGUUGAAAAAGCGCCAAAUAUGGGCAAGGGAUCGUUGUGGCGUGUGGAGCCACAGCAGCGCCAGAAUCUCAUCCAGGCUUUGAAUCGAUCGCCUUUCUUUCCCAACUCGGCAGUGGAUAAGAUUAGUCCUUCGCUCAAGAGUCCCAGUGGUGGAUCAACUUAUGAUAGUCUCGAUGGCGGCAGUGGUGCUGUGUCCUCGGUUCAAUCAGUGCCUACGGGAGCUGGAGUUCCAGCUGCUGCCGUUGCUAUGUCCACGCCCACGAAAAGCAAUGGUUUGGUGGUGGCCAAUGGUGCUAGUCAGGCCACAAAUGCAGCCAGACCGCAUAGUCCCAAUGGCGGUGGCAGUGGAAGUCAUGCCCGCUUUGAUCCUAAACUAUUCCCCAAUCUGUCCAGAGCUUUUGGGAAUAUACGCGAAGACUCAGCCGGACAGCAACUUCUGCAAGAUGUUCUCGAUGAUGAUUUGUCCGGGGACUAUCACAACAACAACAACAACAAUAAUAAUAAUAAUGGCAGCAAGUACAACUAUGUGGGUUUGAAUGGAACUGGAGCUAGCAGCGGUAGUGCUGGUGUUGGCUCCACCACAAACGGAGCUUCCGAUGGCAUUAAUUUCGAGCGACUGGCUCGCGAUUGCGGAGCGGACAGUAUGGACGAUGUACAUGCUGCAGCGGCGAUGCUCUUCCUUAAACACGGAUCAAAAGCCUUUAGUGAGCCCUUCCAGAAUGGAAGUGCCCCGGUGAUUACGAGCUCUCCAAGUGAGGAUCAUACUUAUUCGGCGGGCGGUAACAGCAAUGCGGACAGUGGUUCCUCCACUCCGCUGGCCAAUGGCAAUGUCUUGGCCAGCGUGGUGCAGGCUGUGGUUCAAGCUCAAAAUAACCAAGGUGAAGCUGGAUCCGAUAGCAAUGGCGCCAGUUCGGAUGCUGCCUACGAUAGCAGUGAGGAGAAUCACGACAUCACACCCGAGGAAAUGGCCGAUCGGCAGAGACAUAGGGAUGGUGUCGACGCCCUGCUCUCGCUAUCCCGCUCUUCGAUCGUAGAAUGCGGUUCGGUGGCCACCACCCACUAUUACAGUAACGGCAGUGGCAGUGGCAGCAGUCAUGGAUCCCCGCACAAGCGAGCCUCAAGUCACAGUUUAGAAGAGGAGCAUCUGCACCACCAUCUUCAACAGCAGCAACAGCAACAGCAGAAUCAGCAUCCACAUCAGCAGCACCUCCAGCAUCAAUUUGGCAGCAAUCAGGCAGUCUACACCAAUGGCAGUGGCAGUAAAAUGGCCUUAUUGAGCAGUGCAGCUGCCAAUGUGGCACUGGCCCAUCAACAGCAACAACAGCAACAGCAGCAGCAGAUUCAUCAGGAUUUAUACACCUCGUCGGCCGGUCAAAAUACCAGUAUUUAUCUGAGUGGUGUGAACAAUCAUUGCAUGCCCGGUGUAGGCGGUGUGGUUUCGGUCGGUGUGGGAGGUGGGAUGUUACCACAGCAUUUGAGUGCUGCAAUGGUGGCGGCGGCAAGUAAAAAUAAAGUAAAACCAUUGCGAGGAUUACGCACUAAGAUCAAGCGAAAGUCGGCUUGGAUGCGGUGAAUAUGGCGACAGGCUGGCGGCAAAUGGACCUAAUACAGCCAACGAUAAAAGCGCCUACUUACCGCGCCCCCAAUUACUGCCCUAAACUCCCUAGCGCCAUCUCGCCCUACCCCCUGCGACCUGUUGUUGUUGUCUCUUUCUAAAGCAAAAAAAAAAUUGUUAAAAUCACAGAGCAUUUAGACUUAAUUUUUCUAAUCUUAAAUCCAAACUUACAUGCAUAUGUUUUUGCUCUAUAAUUUACAAUUUUUGUUUUUUUGUGUGUUUUUUACCCUUUCCCCGUGUUUGUUAUACAAAUCCUUGACUAUCUUAUUUUUUAUUAUUUUAAAUUUAAGCUUAAUUGUUUUUUUUUUUUUAAAUUUAACUUUAACCUUUUGCCCCGCAAUUGAUUGUUGGCCAUUUAAAUAAUAAUUGAUUAACUAUUAUUAUAUAUAUGAUUUACUAGCCAUCCUAGCUGCAAUUUCUUAUAAUGCCUAGCUGUUAAGUGCAAUUCUGAUUUUUUUUAGCUUUUAAUUUUAAAUUGUGCAAAUAUUUUACAAACCAAACGCAAAGAAAAAAGAAAAGAAAAUAGUUUUAAUGGUAACCAGAUGAAAUGGAAAAGUUUCUGGUUCUUAAAUUUGUUGUUAGCUUUUAGUAAAACAUACAAAAAAUUUAGUUUAUUCGUUUUAACUUGCGAAAUGAGGGACACAAACAAAGAAAACUUUCCAGCGUAUCAGUGACAAGGUUUAUAUCAAAAGAAAGUUAAACAAACAAAAAGUAAACACCAACAAAUUGAGCUAAGAACGAAAACAAAAAAUCAAAGAAAAUGUGAAACAAAAUAACAAACAAACAAAAAAAAAAAAUUGUAAAAAGCGCAAGAGAAAAAAAAGGAAAAAAAGCUAGAAAACAAACGCAACGUUUGUACAAAGAGCAACCAGAAUUAAGAUUAAAAUUCUUUUUUAUUUCGAUUUUGUGCCGCAAGAAAAUGUUUUUCCUACACAUAUAAGAUCUAAAAAAACAAAAAACUACUUAAAUGAUCUAAAAACAAAAUCGAUAUAAGAAAUAUAAAUAUAUAUACAUAUAUAUAUAGAGAUAUAAAAAAGAGAUAUAGAGAAAGUUAAGAUAGGCCAAGCAAGAAACCACCCGCAAGGGAACACACAUUUAGCGCCUUAUAUAUUGAGUCCUUAGCUAAAAACAAAAGAUAGAUCUGUUGAAUUGUUUGAACUGCUUUGUUAUACGAAUACAUGAAUACAUAUAUAUAUAUAUAUAUAUAUGCAAUCUUAGCUAUAUAUAUAUAUAUCUAUAUAUAUUGAAAAUAUAGAUAUUGAUAUAUAUAACUAAGAACCCUCCCUAUUUUAGCCUUCCCACAUACACGACACUCAAGCAACUGUUAAAUCAAAGAUAUUUAGUUGAUAAGCGAGGGCAGUAAAAUAUAAAAUCUUAAUUAUAAGCUUCAUUAGAUGGUUACGUAGUUGAAAUGAUAAACAUUUGUUAACGAGAAUCAAAACUGUAAGCUAGCCGAUUUUAGUUAAAUGAAAACUCCAACAAUUGUAUAUGGAAAAAGCUGUUGAAAUUAGAAUGCUGCACAUAUUUACAUAGGCAUAUUUGUGGAAACCAAGGAAUACUUAACAUUUAAAUAAGAAAAUUGAUGAUUAACUUGACAAAGAGAACGACGCCCUAAGUGUAUACACUUCAUGUACCUUUUUAGCAAAAAGCAAAUACGCAAAAGCAAAGAUCGCAUUAAAAAUUAUAUACAUAAAUAUGUAUUUAAAUUACCAAUUACGAAACUAAACUAAACUAUGUUGAUGUCAAAGAGAAAACCAAUUUGCUAGUUGUUACAAACAAACAAAAAAAAAAAACAAUAUUAAAAAUAUUUUGUUUCCUCAAAAAAAAAAAAAUGAUAAACUUAUGAUUAUGGUUUCUUUUUUUUUUUGUUUUCUAGUUUAAUAACAUAAGAAUAUUGCAUUAAAAAGCAUAUUCGUGGGGAAGGAAUGUGACUAAAAUAUAUAUUAGAAGCGAAAGCAACAAAAUAACUUUAUACCUAGCUUUAACUUAAGAUCCUAAGAACAAAAAUAUACCCUUUUCAUAUGAAAAAAAAAACCUCCCUCGCACGACACAGUGAAAGACAAUCGCCACCUGUGUUGUUGUCGUUGUCGCUUAAGUUUAAACAAAUUCUAUGUAGCUAUAUAAUAUUAAAAUAUAUAUAUAUAUAUAUAAAUUACACACAGCAAUAGCAAAGUACAUAUACGACAAAUAUUGUUAUACAACAACCUUAAGCUUUAGCCAAGAGAAGGUGGAAAGAACUAAACUAUCUUCCCGAUCCCACAACUCCUAUAUCCCCAUAUAUACCCAGAAAAACAACCAAUAAGCUAACCAGUUUUGUUAACGUGUUUUUUCUUCUAUUUUAAUUAUUAUAUCGCAUUAUUAUUAUUAUUAUAAUUAUUAUCUUAUAUAUAUAAAUGAUAUAUAUUAUAUAUAUAUAUAUACAUAUAUAUAAUUGAUUAUAAAACUUUUUUUGCUUACCAAAUACACACCAAUCAAAAUGUGAAAUAUUUUGUUUCCUUUAUAUGCGUUUUAUUUAAUUUAGUUGCAGUAAUAUCUGCUAAUUAUAUCUGAUUAUUAUUCUGUGGGUUUUGUUUAUAGUAAAAAAUUAAUAAAAAUUUUUAAUUUAUAAUUAUUGUUUAACCACAAUGUGUAUAUAGCUUAUAGUUGUACAUAAAUUAAUAUAGAGUUUAUAUAGAGAGAUCGGAUUCUGUUGAACUAUAGUAAGUGCCUGACUUCUCCUUUGAUGAUAAUGAUGAAAUAUGAAAACCCUGGACUAAAAACCAGAGUAGAGCUUGGAUUAAAUAAAGCACUGUUGCCAAUUUUCAUAGAUUUGUUUGUUAAAAUGUUAGCUUAAAGCUAGAGGAACUACUCGAUCCUUAAGACCCGCCUUGCUUUAGCCUCUAAACAAAAUAAAUAAGACACUCACCUAAACACACAAUGUACAGACUACAGGGUAUUCAAAACAUCUCGAUAAAAACAAAAACCGAAGGGAUUUGAGAUACAUAUAUGUAUUUGCCCACAAAAAUCAUAUGUACAUACAUAUUAUAUCUCUAUAAUGAAUAGGAUGAUCAAUCUGUUGUCCCUCCAAGGUUUCAACUAGCGCCUGUUUUUAUGUCUUUAAAAACCUCUGUACCAAAAAAAAAAAAAAAAAGAAAUUAAUUAAAAUAAAUAUAAAAUAUAUAUACAAAAGCAAGUAAAUUAAUUAAGAUAUACUUGUAUAACACUUAAGAAAUACCAAGCAAAUCAAACAUAAAUUAUAUUUAUAUAUAUAUACAUACCAAUGUAUGAAAAGCAAAGACAAAGAACAAAUUUUUAGGAGAAAUAUGUUACCCUGUAUUUUUUUAGACAUAACAUUUUUCUACUUUUUGGACGAUGUGUAAAACUCGAAGACAACAAAUACAAAAAAAAAAACAAAACAAGAAACGAAUGUUAAACUGAUGUAUGUAUGCAUAUGAAAAGGUAAAAUUCUUUUUUAUUUUAUUUUGUUGCUAAUUUAUAGAAAAUCACGGAACAAGACAAACAAACUAAGUGCGAAACAUAUUUGGCACUGAUCUUUGGGCCUGUAUCUUUGUGUAUAAGCGAAUUGUGUAUGACAUACAAUUAAUAAAUUACUCUCCACCCAUCUGUUGGUAUCAAGCAAAA
Molecule: messenger RNA, 9595 nt
Organism: Drosophila eugracilis
Lineage: Eukaryota; Metazoa; Arthropoda; Insecta; Diptera; Drosophilidae
Gene: CHES-1-like
Product: cell wall protein IFF6
Exons: 6
Coding region: 2162-5932 (1256 amino acids)
Biological process (GO): regulation of transcription by RNA polymerase II
Molecular function (GO): RNA polymerase II cis-regulatory region sequence-specific DNA binding; DNA-binding transcription factor activity, RNA polymerase II-specific
Source: RefSeq, a predicted model, not a curated record